Eurytemora carolleeae is the source of this 2487-nucleotide messenger RNA. RefSeq names its product kelch domain-containing protein 2. Gene Ontology annotation, molecular function: protein binding. Bases 44 to 1351 code for a protein of 435 amino acids. NCBI's taxonomy places the organism in Eukaryota, Metazoa, Arthropoda, Copepoda, Calanoida, Temoridae. The record is from RefSeq and is a predicted model, not a curated record. The transcript is spliced from 17 exons.
AUUUUCUUAAUUUUUUAAUUUUUUUUCAGAUUUGUAUCUAGCUAUGAUGUCCGAUUCAAGUUUUGAUUCCAGCUCUAGUAGCGAGGAUGAGAUGGAUCCUAGUGAAAAUGUGAACACAGCUGAAGAUAAUGUCAACAGACGUGUCGGUCAUAUUGGAGUGGCGUACGAGGGUGGUGCACUGGUUUGGGCAGGUUAUGCAGAAGUUCCCCCAUUUCUGGAAGGUCAUGAGUAUUGGCCUCCAGGUGAUGUUUGGCAUUUCUCAUUUUAUCACAAUGUUUGGAGAAAGCUGACUACUAAAGGGGACACUCCAAAUAGAUGUUCUGGGGCUGGUGGUUGUAUUCUAGAAGAUACAUUGUUUAUAGUUGCAGGCUUUCAUCAGGUUUUCAGAACAUAUAACAGAGACUCUUCUGAGAGUUCAGAUGAUGAUGAUCAACCACCACGCUAUCCUAGGAUAGAAAUAUCUAACAGAAUCUGGAGUUUGAACUUGCGAAGUUUGGUUUGGAAAAAGUUGACCCCUGGCGGUAUACCUCCACUAGCCUGUGAUAAAACCAGUUUAUGGCCCUACCAGGAUAAGGUUUUUCUUUUUGGUGGAUUUGGAACCCCGCAUACACAACAAUCUCAUGGUGCCGUGUCAAGAAAAUUUCAGUUUGUAGAAGAUGAACCAUUUCCUGGUAUUUCCAGGCGGGGUUGGUCCAACCAACUUGUUUAUUAUAAUAGUGAGAAAAAUAGGUGGGUGUGGCCGAAUUUCUCAGGAACGCCUCCUUCCCCCAGGGCAGCCCAUAGCGCUGCUAUUAUUAGUGACAAAGUUUAUAUAUUCGGCGGCCGUCAUUCUGAGAAUCGUCUAAACGACCUACACUGUCUGGACCUAGUUAGUAUGACCUGGACUUCUCUUCUUCUUCCUUCUGACUCUCCCCCAGUUGGUAGAUCCUGGCAAUCCCUUACUCCUAUAUAUACAGGUAAGCCCCCUGGUGGAUUGCUGCUGUAUGGUGGAUUUGAUAAAAAUAUGACCGCUCUCUCGGAUUGCUGGAGGAUGGAUUUUGCUAAUGAAGAAUUGAGUUGGGUAAGACAAAAACAGUUUGAGGAUGGAGCCCGGCUUUGGCACACAGCUGUUCCUAUCAAUCAAUCAACUGUAAUUAUUGUUGGUGGCCUCACUAACAAUAUCCAGGCUCCGGAAUACGUUACUAAACAUCAUGCAGAAAAGGUUUUAUUUCUGCGUGUUGCUCCCCCUAGUUUGCUCUCUCUUUCUCUAGAGUUUAUUUCAAAUCAUCAAACUUUAUUCAAACAACAUUUUCGGGAACUACCUUUUAAUCUCAGGAGUAUUCUGGAGAUUAGAGCAUCUGGAGGCGCCUAAUUCAAGUAUUCUUUUCACUUGUCUCAAGACUUCAAUCUUGGGUAUUCCACUAGCCUAAAGAACUCAAUCUUGGGUAUUCCACUAGCCUCAAGAACUCAAUCUUGGGUAUUCCACUAGCCUAAAGAACUUAAACUCGGGUAUAUCACUAGCCUAAAGAACUCAAUCUGGAUAUUCCACUAGCCUCAAUCAUUUAAUCUUUGGUAUUCCACUAGCCUCAAUAACUUAAUCUUUGGGAUUCCCCUAGCCUCAAGAUCUUGGGUAUUCCACUACUAGCCCUUAAGAAUAUAAUCUUGGAUAUUCAACUGGCUUUAACAAUUUAAUCUUGGUUAUUCCACUAGCCUCAAGAACUCCAAUCUGGGUAUUCCACUAGCCUAAAAAAUGCAAUCUUUGGGAUUCCACUAGCCUAAAAAAAUUUAAUCUUUUGGAUUCCAUUAGCCUCAAGGACUCAAUCUUGGGUAUUCCAUUAUCCUCAAGAAUUCAAUCUUCGGUAUUCCACUAGCCUCUUUUAAUCUUGUUCCUAACCAAUAAAACGCUUCAAAAAUGGAAAUAUUUUUUCCAUAACUAGUCCAACAAAUGUGCAUUAUCUUGACCAUUACUAUCGUUAAGAAUGAACUCUGAUCUUAACCACAAUUGUCUUUAGGAUCGAUUCGAUAUGUCCUUAUAAUAAAUAGCUACAAGAAUGUUUAUUUCUAGAAUUGACAAUGUCUUGACUCUGUAAGUCCUAAGAAAUAACAUAUCUUGGUCAUAUCAAGUUCAUAGGUUUGACCAAAUCUAAGUCAUUCUGGGUCAAUGAUUAAGUCCAAUGAUUGUUUUCUGAAUCUUGAAAUUGGAUCUUAUUAUUGUUAUAUUGAUAUUUUAAGCUUGCAAAUUAUACCUAUGUUAUUAUUAAUAUUUGUAAUGUAUUAUUGAUGAAGUUGAUCUCCUUUUUUCCAAUGAUGUUUUGGUUGAUACUAAAAGGACUUCACUAGUCUCCUGGAGUUUGAGACUAGUGAGGUCCUUUAGUAGAAAUUAAGUACUUUGUUUUUAAAUCUAAUAUUUUCUCAAUGGCCCAUAAUCUAAUAUUUAUAAUAAUAUUAGUUUUUUUCAUAUGUUGUAAAAAGUUAACGCAAUUUAUUAUAGCAAAAUAAUUUCAGAAA